This is a messenger RNA of Thlaspi arvense, 1080 nucleotides long. Lineage: Eukaryota; Viridiplantae; Streptophyta; Magnoliopsida; Brassicales; Brassicaceae. The record is from the annotation of a GenBank genome assembly.
UGUUUGAUUUUGAUGGACGAUAGUGUGGUGGAUGAUGUCAUAAAGAGGCUAUUAGGGGCGAAGAACGGGAAGACGACGAAGCAGGUGCAGUUGACGGAGGCGGAGAUUAAACAUCUCUGUUCGACGGCUAAGCAGAUCUUUCUGAGCCAGCCAAAUCUUCUGGAACUCGAGGCUCCUAUCAAGAUUUGUGGAGAUACUCAUGGUCAGUUCUCAGAUCUCUUGAGAUUGUUUGAGUACGGUGGCUACCCACCGGCUGCAAACUAUUUGUUCCUUGGGGAUUAUGUAGACCGUGGGAAGCAGAGUGUAGAGACCAUAUGCCUUCUUCUUGCUUACAAGAUCAAAUACAAGGAGAACUUCUUUCUUCUGCGAGGGAACCAUGAGUGUGCUUCUAUAAACCGCAUCUACGGGUUCUAUGACGAGUGCAAGAAGAGAUAUAGCGUCCGGGUGUGGAAGAUAUUCACCGACUGCUUCAACUGUCUCCCCGUUGCUGCUCUUAUCGACGAGAAGAUCCUCUGUAUGCACGGUGGGCUUUCUCCUGAGCUGAAGCACUUGGAUGAGAUCAGGAACAUCGCUCGUCCCGUGGACAUUCCUGAUCAUGGGCUUCUCUGUGAUCUGUUGUGGUCUGAUCCUGAUAAAGACAUUGAAGGAUGGGGAGAGAAUGAUAGGGGGGUCUCUUACACUUUUGGGGUUGAUAAAGUAGAGGAGUUUCUCCAAACACAUGACCUUGACCUAAUCUGCAGAGCUCAUCAGGUUGUGGAAGACGGGUAUGAGUUCUUUGCAAAUAGACAGCUAGUUACGAUAUUCUCGGCUCCGAAUUACUGUGGAGAGUUUGACAACGCAGGUGCGAUGAUGAGUGUGGAUGAUUCCUUGACAUGCUCGUUUCAAAUCCUCAAAGCAUCCGAGAAGAAAGGGAACUUCGGAUUUGGCAAGAAUGGAGGAAGACGAGGAACCCCACCUCGCAAGGUGAGAGCUACUUUUCAAUGCACGAAACUAAUAGAGAGAGAGCUUUCUUACUGCAUCUCAUUGUUUUGUUAUGGUUUGGUUUCUCUUUUAGGGUGGAAAAGGCUGAAGACAAAAUAA